Aspergillus puulaauensis is the source of this 16215-nucleotide messenger RNA. RefSeq names its product non-ribosomal peptide synthetase. Gene Ontology annotation, cellular component: cytoplasm. NCBI's taxonomy places the organism in Eukaryota, Fungi, Ascomycota, Eurotiomycetes, Eurotiales, Aspergillaceae. Gene Ontology annotation, molecular function: phosphopantetheine binding; catalytic activity. The transcript is spliced from 2 exons. Gene Ontology annotation, biological process: amino acid activation for nonribosomal peptide biosynthetic process; secondary metabolite biosynthetic process. The record is from RefSeq and is a predicted model, not a curated record. The coding region runs from base 1 to 16215 and encodes 5404 amino acids.
AUGACUAUUCUGUUUGACAAUGCCAACGGCGGGGAUGAUGGUCCAGACGCAGGUGUAGCGGUGGAUAAGAGAACUCGACCGCCGAUAGACUCAGAAGUGCUCGACAUGGCCAUACUUGAACAAAUGAAGGCCUGGAACCCCCGGGCCCCAGAAGCAUGCGACUGUCUUGUACACGAACUGGUCCAGCAACGUUGCGCGGAGCGACCAGAGACACCAGCCGUCUGUGCCUGGAACGGUGACCUGACUUAUCUGGGACUAAACACUGCAGCUACUUCUGUGGCGGAGGUUCUGGUGUCUCAGGGGGACAUUGGCCCGGAGAAGGUUGUCCCACUUUAUUUUGAAAAGUCUCGAUGGGUUGUGGUGGCGAUUCUAGCAGCAUUGAAGGCAGGGGCAGCCUUCGUGCUUUUGGACCCAGCACACCCUAUAAAACGGCUGAAGGAGAUCUGCAUGUCUGUUGGAGCAGGGAUCAUAAUAACUUCCCCGAAGCACGCUGAACAUGCCUCAAAGCUUGUCUCCAAUAUCCUGGUGGUUGAUGAGAACGCGGUCAACUGGGAAGCUCCUCCAAUGGCCCGUUCUCUCGUGCAAGUGGCUGAACCGAAACCCGAGAAUGCAGCAUACGUUGCCAUGACCUCUGGCAGCACAGGAACGCCCAAGGCGGUUGUAAAUACACAUCGAUCGUUCUGCACGGCUGCCUUGGGCCACGGAGCACUUCAGGGCCUGAGUUCGUCCUCCCGAGUGCUGCAGUUCGCAUCCUAUGCCUUCACAACAUCAAUAAGGGAGAUCCUAACUACUUUGAUCUUUGGCGCCACCAUAUGUAUCCCAUCCGAAGACGACCGCAGGGAAAGCCUUGGUGACACUGUCGAAAAGCUGCGAGUGAACUGGGCAAGCCUCUCCCCGUCGGUUGCCCGAACCCUGGAACCGGACGAAGUACCAGGGCUAGAGACAUUGUUGCUCGCCGGGGAGGCCCCGACUAAUCAUGAUCUGCGCAAGUGGUCACCGUAUGUAAAGCUAUUCUGCUGCUACGGGCAAACUGAGUGCGGUGCGACCUCCUCAGUCUACGCAGUUAGUCGCCUAGAUGGUCGUCCCCGAACCAUUGGCAGGGGAACUUCCGGAGCGUUAAUCUGGAUUGUGGACCCCGAAGACCCUGAGAGGCUUGCACCUGUUGGAAGUGUGGGUGAGCUGCUGGUUCAUGGCCCUGUGGUCGCUCGGGGCUACCUUGGGGGUCAGACGAAGACGGCACAAAAGUUUAUAGACGCCCCCAGUUGGAUGGAAAUGGUUCUCCCAGCAUCAAGGUCGAGUGAGAGAUUGUUCCGCACAGGGGACUUGGGUCGAUAUCGGGGAGAUGGCCUUAUCGAGUACGUCGCUCGCAAGGAUACACAGGUGAAGCUACAUGGUCAGCGACUGGAGGUAGAAGAGGUCGAGCAUCAUUUGUGUCAAUGCCUUGACCAAUCUCAGGACGUUGCGGUAGACGUGAUAACACCUGUAGAUGACAGCGAAUCGUCUUGCUUGGUGGCCUUCAUUGCCUGCAGCUCCCAACGCAAUGAGCCAGAGCCAUGGCUUAUGGCUCCGACGGAUGAGUUCCGGUCAAUGGCUGAGGCAGCAAAGGCCCAGUUGCAACAACAGCUGCCACUAUACAUGGUUCCAACGUGCUUUCUUUCUGUCCGAUCACUCCCGCUGGCAGCCAGUGGGAAGCUGAACCGCCGCUAUCUACGAGAGCAUGGAAACGCCAUGACGCACCGGGAGCUCCAAUCCCACGAGUAUAGGGCAAUGACGACAACUGACGGCCCGACAACAGAGAUGGAGAAAACCGUCCAGAACCUAUGGGCCCAAAUUCUGCAUCUUCCGGUGGACACAAUCGGAGUGUGCGAUAAUUUUUGGAGCCUUGGGGGGAAUUCGAUUCGGGCGAUGAAGCUGGCGGGUUUGGCCCGGAGGCACGGACUGAGUAUCCAGGCCGGGGACUUUUGGGCGCAGCCCACCAUGAGGGAGAUGGCUAGGAGAGUAGCAUCCUAUGAUGGAUUGGACAUCGGAUUGGCUCCAUUCUCGCUCCUUGAUGGAGGACAAUCGCAACGGGAAAGCCUUCUACACUCGGUGCGGCAGCAAUGUGGCAUGGAGGAAAGCCAGGUGGACGAUAUCUACCCCUGCACCGCAUUGCAGGCAGGACUCAUCGCCCUCUCAGGGAAGCGCCCUGGAGCUUAUACGCUUGCGUAUGAAUAUGAACUUCCUGCUGAUAUUGAUAUCGGCCGGCUGCAGGCUGCCUGGGCUGCCACCAUCAAAGCCAACCCCAUUCUUCGCACCCGCAUUGUCCUAGGCUCCGAUGGGAAGCUAUACCAGGUUGUUUUGCGAGAGCACGACAUUCCCUGGGACACCCGGAGGUCGGGUCAAGCAAUUCCAUCAGCCUGGCAGGAUUGGCAACUGGGUCAGAGACUCAUACGACUGGCUCUCAGUCCGGGCGAGCAGCCAGCGUCCUUGACAUUGCUCCUCCAUCACACCAUCACUGACGGAUGGGCAAUAUCGCUCCUUCUGGAGCAGGUUCAAUCCGCGUAUAGCGGUUCGGUAUUGCGUCCACAACCGUUCAAUGGGUUCAUCCAUUAUCUUGUUCGACGAGCACAGAUGGAUCACUUUGACGGAUUCUGGAAACAGCGUCUCUCGGCGCUCCAAGCCUGUUCGUUUCCUGAACUUCCAUCUCCCAACUAUGAUCCAAUUCCCUCGGCGACGGAAGAAAGGGUCAUUCCCCUCGACACAACAGCCAGAAGUGAAAGGCAAUCCCUUGCAGCUCGCCUCCAGCUUUCAUGGGCUGCCGUUGUCGCGACCUACACCGACAGUCCGGAUGUUGUCUUUGGCAUCACAGUAUCUGGCCGGGGUGCUCCGGUGGUUGGCGUCGAAGACAUGACUGGGCCCACGAUUGCAACGCUUCCGUUCAGGCUUGUUCUAAGCCCAACGGAAACAGUCAAAGCAGCAAUUAAUCGAGUGCAAGCCCAAUCCGCUGAGACCAUCCCCUUUGAGCAGGCUGGUCUACAACGUAUUAACCGCCUUGGAUCCGAUGCUGCCGCUGCGUGUCGAUUCCAAAGCUUACUUGUCAUUCAGCCAACGCGAGAGAAGUCUCCAGCCAUCUUUGCCAACCGGAGUGCUACUCUCCUGCCAUAUGCUACCAGUUCAUAUGCGAUCACAUUGAACUGUUGGCUGAACCCGAGUCACCUUACGGUUAUUGCAACCUUCGACCCGAAUGUGAUCAGCCAGAUACAAGUACAGCGCAUGUUGAAUCAGAUGCGCCAUGCGUUCCAGCAGAUUACACCCUCUUCAAACCAGCCGUGGGGCAACGUUGACCUGCUGAGCCCAGAUGAUGUGACACAGCUGCAUACAUGGAAUCCGAAGCUCUCUAUGACGGACGAGCAGUGUGCUCAUGAGGUGAUCCAGGACAAAGCUCUGGCUCAGCCUCAUGCACCGGCAGUGUGCGCUUGGGAUGGGGGGUUUUCAUACCAGGAACUCGAUAGUCAUGCAUCCAGACUGGCCUACACAUUGAUGGCCCGUGGCGUCGGUCCCGAGAGCUUGGUCCCGUUGUAUUUCGAAAAGACUCGCUGGAUCCUUGUUGCCAUCCUUGGGGUGCUGAAAGCCGGAGGCGCCUUCGUUCUGAUGGAUACAGCUCACCCAUUAGAGCGACUGCGGAAUAUCUGCACGGAUGCCGAAGCCCACUUGGUGCUUACCUCCCCAGCCAGACAAGGGAAAGCGACUUCCCUGGGGCCUGCAACCCUAGUGAUUGGGGACCAGCAGGCGGACUGGAUGGCCGAAAACUACUCUGGCGUCCCAAAUGGAAAGAUUACACCGGAUACCGCCAUGUACGCUGUGUUCACAUCUGGCAGUACUGGCAAGCCCAAAUGCGUGGUGAUUGAGCACCGGAACUUCAUGGCCAGUGUGAAUGAUAAGAUUGCCGCGUAUGGCGUGAGCUCCAAGUCUCGUGUCUUACAGUUCUGCUCUUACGCCUUCGACGUGGCUACAUUCGAACUGCUGAUUACUUUGCUGGCGGGCGCAUGUAUAUGCAUUCCGUCUGAGGACGAGCAGCGCGACCAGCUUGGUCCGGUCACAACAAUGAGACAAGCAACCAUUGCCUAUAUGACGCCGACCCUGGCGCGAGCCCUGGACCCGAAAGACUUCCCCACGCUUCAGACCCUGGUUCUCGGGGGUGAGCCAGUGUCUCGGGAAGAACUGCGCCGGUGGAGAAAGAAAGACCUACGCGUUAGCUAUGGGCCAGCUGAAUGUACUGUAACAUCAAGCAGUGGCCGGCUGUCAGCAGAGGGAACUGGAGUUGGAUAUAUUGGAUUCCCUCUUGGCUGUCGGUUUUGGAUUACAGAUUCAGAAGACCCAGAGCGUCUCUUACCAGUAGGUGCGACUGGAGAACUGCUGAUUGAAGGACCCCGCGUGGGCCGGGGAUAUUUAAAUGCGCCAGAUACAAUCGCCAGGGCUUUUAUGAACCCACCGACAUGGUUGAAGGCAUUGCAUGCACGUUGCCAUGUAGUGUACAGAACCGGGGAUUUAGUACGGUACAACGGUGACGGGUCAUUAACUUAUGUUGGCCGCAAAGACCGCCAGGUCAAGAUCCGUGGCCAGCGUAUAGAACUGGGGGAGAUUGAGUAUCAUGCUCGCCAGGCCUUUCCGAGCAUCCAAGACGUCGUGGCUGAGGUGAUCUGCCUGGAACGGGGACAUCGCUCGCCAUCGGUGGUGGUCUUUAUAUUGCUUGAUAGACAACACUCGUCAAUCCAAGAAGACCUCAUCGUGCCAUCCGCCGACGAAGACUUUCUGGGCUGCAUUGAUACCCUGCGACCGCAGCUUGAAAACAUCCUUCCGGCGUCCAUGGUUCCACAGAAAUUUAUCCCAAUCACAAGGGUUCCUCUAUCAACAAACGGAAAGCUGGACCGUCUAACGUUGAGAGAACAUGCAUCGCGUUUGUCGCGGGAGGAUCUUGCAAAAUACAGCCCAGGAGGGACAAUCAAGCGCCAACCGGUUACUGAUUCCCAAAGAGCACUUCAGACCGUGUUUGCACAGAUCCUGUCUGUACCUGUGGAUGCGAUAGGUAUUGACGAUCACUUCUUCCGCCUCGGGGGGGAUUCUAUAUCAGCCAUGCAGCUAGCGAGCGUUGCCCUGGAAGUGGGAUACAGAGUUUCUGGUAGUGAUAUCUUUCUGUAUCCAACAGUAAAGGGCCUGGCGGAGCGCGCCAUUUCAGACGAAAAUACCUGGAGUGACGAAGGAGAGAUUCCCCCGUUUUCUCUGAUCCCGGUCGACCUGGAGGCCAAGGCGCUGAUCCUGAGUGCUGCGUCACAGUGUGAGCUAGCACCGGACCAGAUCGAAGAUAUCUACCCAUGCACAGCUAUUCAAGAAGGAGUGACAGCGCUUGCUACACGCAGUUCAGGCAGCUACGUGGCUUCAGUUGUCUAUGAUGUCAAGGACGAGGCUGAUAUGUCCCGGUUGCAGGCCGCAUUCGACUCGGUUGUCAGAGCCAGUUGCAUCAUGCGCACGCGGAUUACCUACGUGGCCAACCGGCCAUUCCAGGUAGUUGUGCGCGAACAGAUCCCGUGGAAUGUAUACCAGAGUCGCGAGGAGUAUGAGGCGAGUCAGACACCCGCUAUGGGCCCAAACAAGCGACUGGUAUAUCCCGCAUUGGUAGGGAGCCCAGGUGGAGAGGGAGAGUGCGCUCUCAUCCUCACCAUCCACCAUGCUCUGUAUGAUGGUCACUCUCUUUCCUUGUUUUGGCAGCAAGUCGAGUCUGCAUAUCGUUCCCUGCCUCUCCGGAUAACCCCGUUUAACCGGUUUUUGAAACACACGCUUCGCCCCAACCACAGCGACGAGUUCUGGAGGGCCCAGUUCGAAAACCUGGAGGCCCCCGUGUUUCCUGCCCUUCCUUGGCCUGGAUAUGUUCCCCGGCCGGAUGCGACAUUCUCCUGGCGGAUUGCAGCUCCGUCGGUGGUGGGAUCGGAACACACCAUCGCCACGAUGGUCCGCUUGGCGUGGGCAAUUCUUCAAGCGUACUACACAGACUCGACCGAUGUAUUGUAUGGAGUCACCGCAAAUGGGCGCACGGCAGCACUAGCCGGGAUUGAGCAGAUGAAUGGGCCGACAGUGUGUACAUUCCCCUUGCGCGUGGGGGUCGACGAGAACGCCACGAUCAGUACCGUGCUAUCACGGCUGCAGUUACAAGCCGCCUCCAUUAUGCAGCAUGAACAAACCGGGCUGCAGUAUAUUCAAAAGUGCAGCGACAACGCAGCGAGGGCUUGCGCCUUUCAGACCCACCUUGCCAUUCAGUCCUCGUCCGAAGGGGUGGACAAUCAGCUUCUACGUCAGAGGAAGAGGUGGAACUGGCGUAUGUUUGCAAGCUACGGUCUCGUCAUUGUGUGUGAUCUCAAUCUCGGCGGUGAUCGGGGUGUCAUUGAUUGCACUGUAUAUCAUGAUCCUGCUCAGGUGGCGGACGGUCAAGCCCGCCAGAUGAUGCCGCAGUUUGAGCACAUCCUGCAUCAUAUUGCCAGCCACCCCACGCAGUCUAUCAGGGAUAUUCCAGGGGUCGGUCCACAGGACAGGAAGCGAUUGGCACUGUGGAAUAGCGCAUUGCCGUCUCCAUCCACAGCAUUGGUGUAUGCAUCAUUCCUGAGUUACGCCCAAAGUGACCCUUCUGCAGCUGCCGUAUCGGCAUGGGAUGGCGAAUUGACAUACGGGGAAUUGGCGUCCCAGUCCCUGCAAGCCUCUGAAUCUCUUAGUCAGUGGGGGGUGGGCAGCGGAAAGAUUGUUCCAGUGUGCUUUGAGAAAUCUAAAUGGGCCGUGGUGGCGAUGCUUGCUGUCCUCCGUGCCGGUGCAGCUGUGGCCUUGAUUGACCCCAGACACCCCAGUGGCCGGAUACAGCAGAUACUGCAGCAAUUGGAGCCUUGCGUGAUUCUCGCUGGUGCCAGUACACAAUCCAUCUUUGCUGACAAUAGCACCACGGUAUUAACGCCCCCGUUCACAAGCCUCCCGAGACAUAUGCAUACAACGUCGAAGCACUCGAGUGUUAAUGAACCUCGUAUUACCCCAGAGAACCAUGCAUUUAUUCUGUUCACGUCCGGCUCCACCGGCGAGCCGAAAGGCAUUAUCAUGGAGCAUCGACAUCUCGCUACAGGGAUCGACCAUCACGGCCCUAAGAUGAGGAUACACAAAGGUGCUCGGGCGCUUCAUUUCUCAUCGUACGCCUUUGACCUCAGUCUAUGUGAGAUCUUUACGGUUCUUAGCAGUGGGGCCUGCAUCUGUGUCCCCUCUGAGCAUGAUCGACUGAAUCAGAUCGAGAGGUUUGUUCAGAAACAUCGAGUAAACUGGAUGAUCCUCUCCCCAUCGGUGAUUCGGACCCUGGACCCAGAUCAGCUUCCCCGGGUAGAAACCAUUGUGCUGGCCGGAGAGACAGUCAGCCAAGAUAUUGUGUCACAUUGGGCUUCACGAGUAACGUUAAUUAACGCCUAUGGCCCCGCGGAGACGACCAUUGCGGUGGCUGCUGGCGAGCUCUGCGCCGAUGACUGGGAGCCAGGCACCAUCGGGCCCAUGAUGGGAGCUGCAGGAUGGAUCACAGUGCCGUCGGAUCCCAGUCGCCUGGUGCCCAUCGGUGCGGUUGGAGAACUCGUAGUUGAAGGACCUGUGGUAACCAGAGGCUAUCUUGGCCGACCUGACCAGACCGCAGCUGCAUAUAUAGACCCGCCUCCAUGGCUGCUCGAAUUCCGUGGCGGAAGCCCUGGGCGUGUGUAUCGUACAGGGGAUCUGGUGCGAUAUACCCCAGACGGACAUAUCUGCUUCCUCGGGCGUAAAGAUACUCUGGUUAAGCUUCAUGGGCAGCGGAUCGAGCUGGCAGAGGUCGAAUACCAUGCACGCCGCUGCUUUGAGGGCCGAGAUGUGAUCGCAGAGACCUUGCCUACUCCCGGGAGCAACGAACAGUUUCAUGCUACUCUGAUAGUCUUUGUGGUUGAUGAGAUGGCGAGGUCUGAUGAGCUCCUGUGUUUACCAUCAACGACGUUUCUCGGUCUCUCUCGCCUCGCUGAGGCGCAGCUCGCGGAGCUUCUUCCCCCUUAUAUGGUCCCCUCUACAUUUAUCCCAAUAAGCCAUUUGCCCUUGACUAUGAGUGGCAAGACCGAUCGAAGCCGGGUUCGACGGGCUGCAACGCUGCUGUCAUUCGAUCAGAUGAAAGCGUACAGUACGGUGACCCCUGGCCUGCACAGGAUACCCUCCACCGAGACCGAGGAGGCGUUGCGCACGGUUUGGGCCAGUGUUCUCAAGAAGGACCCAGACGUGAUUGGGGUGGACGACAGUUUCUUCCGGUUGGGGGGAGACUCCAUCACUGCGAUGCUGGUGGUCUCACAGGGCCAGUCUGCUGGGUUGACUAUCACCGUCGAGGAUAUAUUUGAGCAGAAGACCAUCUCCCGGCUGUGCGCCGGUCGACCGGGGCUGGAUCGAGAGGGACAUACUCAGCCACUGAAGAAGGUGCUUGAAAAUAUGGACCAGCUUCCGCCGGGUCUCGUAGCAUCUUUGACUGAAAGCGGACUGACCGUGGCUGCGGCGUAUCCCUGCAGUCCUAUCCAGCAAGGGAUCGCUUUGUCUCAGGCGAAGAAGCCAGGACUCUACAUGCCGCGCUUCUCUUCCAUGGUCUUUGCCAAAGGCCACCAAGGGGUAGUCGAUGUUGCCCGGCUUAUGGGGGCGUGGCAGCAGGUAGUGCGCCGGCAUCCCCUUCUUCGAAGCAUUCUGGUUGAAGCCAAUGGUUCCAUGAUCCAGGUAGUCCUGGAUGGGCACGAGCCAGACGUGGCCCUUGUCGAGGCGAAUUCCACGGAUGUGAUGGCCACGUUGGCGCGGUGCCCGCCUGUGCCCCCUGCUGUAUUCCGCCCAUCGCAUCGCUUGACCAUUUGUCGUAACGCGACAGGGGAGACCGCGUUUCUGCUGGAGGCGAGUCACGUCCUUCUGGAUGGCAUCUCUGAGCGGAUACUCCGCCGGGACUUGCAGCUCGCCUACGAUGGGGGGUUGGAUCUGCAGCCGGUCCAUGUAUAUCAAGAAUACGUAUCCUUUAUCAUGGGCCACAAUAGGGCUGAUGCACAGGCGUACUGGGAGACGUACCUUGCCGGCGUAACACCGUGCCUCUUUCCAUCACUUACCAGGUGUCCGGAGGACGGGGUCAGACGCUUGAGUAUCUCAUUGCCUCGCACUCGAGAGCUCGCCCUGUUUUGCCAAGCGCAGGAUAUCACGGUGGCGACGGUCUUCCAAGUCGCAUGGGCCAUGGUGGUCCGGAUCUAUACAGGCUCUGAGGAUGUCUGCUUCGGCUAUCUCACAGCGGGUAGAGACGUGCCAAUCCAUGGGAUCAACAAUGCAGUGGGUGCCUUUAUCAAUAUGCUCGUGUGCCGCGUUGUGUUUGGCCCAGACACCACCCUGGCCGGCCUUCUCCAGACACGACAAGGAGACUUUGCACGGUGUCUGCGAUUCCAGCACCUGUCACUGGCAGAGAUAAGCCACCUGGUUGAUAAGCAGCAAAGGUCACCGUUGUUUAAUUCGUUUGUAUCCAUUCAGACAGAAGACUUCACUGGCCCAGCCCAUGAGCAGUCUACAUUGUCAUUCGGGGACACUCAUGUCUCAGGUCCCACGGAAUACAACGUAUCGUUGCACGUCACCACCGGGUCGGACGGUAUACGCAUUGGUUUCAACAGUGAUCGCGCCGUGUUGAAUGACUACCAAGCCAACGAAGUACUCACCAUAAUUCUCGACUGGAAUGAGAAGGCCCUCCCAGCUCUCGGUGCACCAUCGGCGACAACCACGGUCCAUGAUGCCAUCCAGCAGAUAUCCUUACGCCAACCAAGCCUGCCAGCCGUUUGUGCCUGGGACGGUGACUUCUCGUAUGCGGAGAUAGAUGAUCUGAGUACACUUCUGGCGGAGCCACUCAUACAUCGGGGAGUUGGCCGUGGCGAUUUUGUUGCUAUUUGCUUUGAAAAGUCGCGCUGGACAAUAAUUGCGAUGUUAGGUGUGCUCAAGGCUGGCGGUGGCCUUAUAUUGCUUGACCCAUCUCAGCCACUGCAGCGGCUUCAACAGAUGUGCAAGACCUCCCAGGUCGCCUUAGUGGUCUCCUCCGAGUCAACCGCCGGCAUCUCCGCUCUUCUGGGGCCCCCUAUAGUCACUCUAGGGGACCAGUCGAGACCAUGGAAUGAACCCAAGGGCUCCAUGUUACAAAAGCAGCAUCCCAACCCCCCUCUGCCGUCUGAUGCUCCUCUUUACGCUGUCUUCACUUCAGGAAGCACAGGGGCCCCGAAAGGGGCUGUUAUCGAGCAGCAAGGGUUCUUGACAAAUGCCAAUGCGCUAAUCACUGCUCAUGGACUAACUCCUUCCUCGAGGGUGUUGCAGUUCGCGUCCUAUGCCUGGGACAUGAGCCUGUUUGAGCUGUUCAUCACGCUUCUCUGUGGGGGGUGCAUUUGCGUUCCAUCUGAGCACGAACGACUCCAAUCCCUGUCUCAAGCGGUGUCCCAAAUGAGGGCUAAUGUAUUUAUUAUAACCCCAACCUUGGCCCGAACCUUGGACCCAAAGCAGUUCCUUACCAUUGAAUCGGUUAUAAUGAUAGGGGAACGAGUCCUGGCCAAAGAUGUGUCCAUGUGGCAAGAUCAAAAAGUCAUGAUUGCAUACGGGCCAGCGGAAUGCACCAUGAUAUCAAGUAUGGUCCGGUGUGAAGGCCGCCAGAACUGGGAAGCUUAUAUCGGCUCACCCCUGGGAUGUCGCUUUUGGGUGGUGGAUCCCAGUAAUCACCACACCCUGUUACCGAUCGGGGCAGUGGGUGAGCUGUUGAUCGAAGGGCCUAAUGUGUGUCGGGGUUAUUUGCGUGAUCCUGAGCGAACAUCCGAGGUGUUCCUUCGUGAGCGCCCACUGUGUCUACAAGAGAUUGCCGGCAGUGGGACGUACACGGUGUACAAAACAGGCGACCAUGUUCGGUACCUGGACGAUGGAAACCUGGUUUAUAUCACCCGCAAGGACACCCAAGUCAAGGUCCAUGGCCAGCGGUUUGAGCUCGGGGAUGUGGAGUAUCACAUCCGACAGGUGGCUGGGGGAUAUCCUGAUGUUGUGGUGGAAGUCGUUGGACAGGACCUGAUUGCCUUUUUCAGUCCAUGCGGGGAUCAUGGACAGGAAUCACCUUCUGGCCUGUUCGACUCGCCAACCACCGAGUUCCAGUGCCAGGCAGAGGCUCUUAAAGACCGCCUCUGUGACGUACUGCCAUCCUACAUGGUGCCGACACUCUUCGUGCCGCUGCGCCGCCUGCCGCUCAACGCGAGUGGGAAGAUCGAUCGCCGGACUUUACGCAAUGAAGCUGCAUCGCUGCGUAGGGGUGAGCUACGGGCUUAUGUGGCAUCUCGAACAGCCAGGGUCUCACCGUCGACGGACAACGAGGCGAUGCUUUGCAAGAUCUGGGCUGAGGUCAUUGGCAUUCCAUCAGAGGCGCUGGGCAUCGAUGAUCACUUCUUCCGCGUCGGAGGACACUCGAUCCUGGCCAUGAAAGUCAUGUCAAUGGUCGAGGAGAGGGGCAGGCAUAUAACCAUGGCGGAUAUCUUCAACAACCCGCUCCUCCGUGACAUGGCAUCCAAGCUCACUGGCACGUCUGCCGGAAACACACAGGAAGUGAGUGGCACAUCUGCGCCAUUCAGCCUCUUGGACUGCACAGACCCCUGCGCAAUGAUUCAACAAGCUGCGGAGAUAUGCGAUGUGUCUAUCCAGGAUAUCGACGACAUAUACCCGUGUACUGCAUUGCAGGAAGGACUCAUGGCAUUGUCAGUGAAAACCCCCGGUCAUUAUGUCUCUUCCAGAGAGUUCCGUCUUAAGGAAAAUGUGGACCCCCAGCGUUUCAUGGCAGCGUGGGAUACCGCAGUGACUGCGAAUGCAAUUCUAAGGACACGAAUAGUCCAGUUGGGAGAUGGUGGAACUUAUCAAGUGGUUGUGAGGCACUCCUCGCCGUGGCGUUAUGUAGAAAGCAGCGAGACAGCGGUUGACAAGCAUAUUACGAUGAUGACGCCUGGACGCCCACUUAUGUUAUGCUCACUCCGUGAUAUCAACGGCUCGGAUCCCAGGUUCACUUUGACCAUCCACCAUGCCCUCUACGACGCAUGGUCGAUGUCGAUCUUGUGGGAUCAAGUCCAGCAGGCAUAUAAUGGCCACCAUAUUGCUUCCGUGUCCUACAAACACUUUCUUGACCACAUCGGGCGUCACCAUGAGGAGGCAAAGGUCUUUUGGAGACAACGGCUUUCUGGGUUAGAAGCCCUCCCCUUCCCCAUCCUCUGUUCUCCGGGAUCUUUGCCCAGGCCAAAUUCCUCGCUGGUGCAUGCAGUUCCAUGCAGUGGCUACGACAAAGGCGACCACACGAUGUCAACCAUCAUUCAGCUAGCAUGGUCCCUCGUCAUAUCACACCACACCGGCUCACACGAUGUGGUGUUCGGCCUGACCCUCGACGGCCGGCGUGCAUCUGUCUCUGGGAUUCAACGAAUAACCGGUCCAACCAUCACAACUGUUCCCUUACGAGUACAGCUGAAGCCCCAGGAGACUGUGGGGCAAUCGUUAGUGUCCCUGCAACACGGGAUAACAGCCAUGAUUCCAUUUGAACAGCUUGGAUUGCAGACAAUCCGAAAGCUCGGCGGAGAACCGGCAUCUGCGUGUGAUUUCCAGUUCCAACUCAUCAUUCAACCUGCGUCCCGCACCGAAGGAGAAAAUACUCUGGUUACGGGUGGGAAAAGGACACAUAACGACUCCUACGCAUUUUCCAGCUACGCUUUAGUUGCCAUAUGCUAUUUGGAUGACCCCCUCCCAGGGGAUAUCACCGUCCAUUUGAAGUAUGAUGAGAAGCUGCUUGCACCAAUAUCGGUCCAACGCCUCGCAAACCAAUUCCACCAUAUGAUUGCCCAAGUUUGCCAGGGUCAAGGUUUGCAAUUGGCUAGCUUGGACGUGCUUAAUGAACAGGACACAGCUGAACUAGUGGAGUGGAAUUCCUACCUACCCAAAUCAUGCAAUAUCUGCCUACAUGAACUGAUCCUGGCCCAGUCGGUGGAACACCCCAAUGCGACUGCCAUUGAUGCAUGGGACGGGAGUUUCACAUACAAGGAGCUUAGUGAACAAGCGCACAGCCUCUCCUGGCAACUUCAGCGCCUCGGUGUUUCUCAUGGAUCUAGGGUCGCGCUAUGUUUCAAUCGAUCCAAGUGGGUGGUUGUUGCUAUGCUGGCAGUGCUCCGGGCAGGCGGUUGUUGCGUCCCCUUGGACCCAACACACCCUCGAGAAAGGAUCAGAGAUAUCGUACAUCGCACGAAUGCCUUGCGCCUUCUGACAGAUGGUACUCAUCAUGCUUCGCUUUCUCAAUGCGGGGCGCCCGUCCUGACGAUCCCGUUGCCAGAGAUGCCCAACGGCUCUUCAACCGAACAGAAUGACUCGCAUUCUCCCAGCCCAGACAGUGUUGCCUUCAUUAUGUUUACAUCUGGCAGCACUGGACGCCCCAAGGGGGCUGUCGUCAACCAUGGCAACAUCAGCACAGCCGUCCGGGAGCAUCAACAUUUGUUGAAUCUUGGUCCUAGCACUCGUGCAGCGCACCUGGCGUCCUACGCAUUCGAUGUUAGCCUCGCGGAGAUCCUCUAUCCCCUUGCCUCUGGUGGCUGCAUCUGUAUCCCUUCUGAGCAAGACAGGAUAGCCAAUCUGGCCCAUAACAUUUCCUUGUUCCGCAUAAACUGUGUUUUCAUGGUCCCCUCGGUGUUGAACGCGUUUCUCUCCCCUGACCAGGUUCCUGGUCUCCAAACCCUUAUCCUGGCCGGUGAACCAAUGUCUCGGAAGGUGAUGGAGACUUGGUCAGCAAGGGUUGCCCUGUUCAAUGCCUAUGGGCCGACCGAAUCGACUAUAUUUUGUGCUAUUGGACGGGUCCCUGAGUCGGGAUGGUUUCCGGGGACGAUUGGCCGGGCAGCUGGGUGUGUUGCAUGGAUCACGGAACCAGAUAACCCAUCACGUCUGAUGCCCAUUGGCACAGUAGGUGAGCUUCUGGUUGAAGGCCCUACUGUGACUGCCGGCUAUCUCGAUGAUCCGGCGGAGACUGCAACAGCCUAUAUAGAACCCCCCGCAUGGCGUGCGCAGUUUGGCGAGACCCCUGGUGGAAGCCGCUUGUAUCGUACGGGAGAUUUGGUGAAAUAUGAUGCGGAUGGAUUGAUCCAGUUUAUCAGUCGCGGGGACACCCAGGUGAAGAUCCGUGGCCAACGCAUUGAGCUGGCCGAAAUCGAGUAUCAUGCUACCGAGUGCUUCCCCCAUGUCUGUGAUGUUGUGGCCGAGGUGGUUCCCCAAGGCAACGGCGCAUCUGGUCCUAAUCUCAUUGGCUUUGUCGCUAUCACAGGAUCCCUGAUCGAUGAGGACAAUCAAAAACUGAUUCUACCACCCACUGACAAGUUCCGGGCCCAGGCACAAGAGGCCAUCACAGGGUUGAAACGCCGCCUCCCCCGCUACAUGGUUCCGUCGUCAUUCCUCCCCAUUGCCAUGGUGCCACGGUCGAUCAGUGGGAAGAUCAACCGGCGUUUGCUGCGUGCUGAAGCCGGGACUCUGACCAUGCAGGAUAUCCAGGGCUAUUCUAUGCCUCAUUCCCUGGCGAGGAGACAAGCCACAACCGAACCCGAACUAGCCCUGCGACGGCUCUGGGCUGAUGUGCUAGGAGUCCCCGUCGACGGUAUUCAUGCUGACGAUGGGUUCUUCCAUCUUGGUGGCGAUUCCGUGACAGCGAUGAAGUUGUCGAGCGCGGCACGAACGGCAGGGCUGGCCUUGCUCGUGGUGGAUGUCUUUGCACAUCCAAUACUGGCGGAUCUCGCGCAAACACUCGAGCGCUCUUCUCAGUCUGUGAUUCAAGAAAAUCUCCCAUAUACGCCGGGGUGUCUGGUCGGAGACACAGACGUCUGCUCGUUGGCAUCUAGGUUGGUCAGGUCGCCUGCAGCCUUUACCCCCACGAGCGUGGAGGAUGUGCUCCCUGCAACGGCCUUUCAGACGAGUUGCCUGGACGGGGAUAAUAUCAUGUAUAUCUGGCUACAAUUUUCCAACAAUGUCGAUCUUGACUGCCUGGAGCGUGCUUGUCAGGGGCUUGCGGAUCACCGCUCAAUCCUUCGGACUGCAUUUAUCUCUUCUCCCGAUGGAUACCUUCAGGUGGUUUUGGACAAGAUCAAUCUUCCCGCUGUCCAUCUGCACUGUCAGGGUGACAUCGAUGGGUUCAUGCAAUCCGUCUGCUGCAAGGACCGCACCGAGGCAACCGUUCUAGGUGCACCUCUGUUCAAGGUCUAUAUCAUCUCCCAACAUGGAUCUGGACCCCGGCUAGUGAUGAGACUGAGCCAUGCCCAAUACGACGGGACGUUCUUAGGCCAGCUCUUUCGGGACCUUUCUGCGGCAUAUGAUGAUCGUCCUCCUUCCCCCUCACCUCUCACAUUUUCCAGGUACUUGCAUUAUAGGCACUCUACCUCCCCUGCGGACAGGGGGCUCUUCUGGGCGACGUAUCUCCAAGGCUCGCAAAUGACAAACCUUACGCCGGCCGGGCCCAGUGUGCAGAAUUCCCGUUGUAUGGAGGUGCACCCUGCGGUUGCUCAGAGAGAGAUCCCCCUCCCAAUGACGCGAGAUGGGUUCACCGUGGCCUCUCUGUCACAAACCACGUGGGCAUACGUCCUCGCCCAGUUGACCGGAGAAAAGGACGUUGUCUUUGGAACCGUCCUCAAUGGCCGAGACUCCCCUUUCCCCCACAUGGACCAAGUGGCCGGUCCUUGCCUGGCAAUACUGCCUAUUAGAAUCAGCAUAAAUCCCACUUGGAAUACGGACCGGUUAGUGCGCCAUGUUCAGGACCAACAUGUCCAAAUCAUGCCGUAUGCCUCCACCGACUUGAGAGAUAUCCAACAGUCGGUCCCUGGCUAUGCGUCCGUCGCCAAAUUCGGCAGUACAUUCAACCACCUCAAAAGUGGCACCAUGGCACCUCCGCGUAUUGGUGGGGCGGACUGCCAAUGGGGCACCACCUGUGUCGAGGGAGCUGCUGCAUUCCUCCGGCCGUCGUCCAAUUUCUUGGUCCGAACCACGAAGCGGGAGGGUACACUACGGAUCUAUAUGUGCAGUUGGGAGAAAGGUAUUGGUCCGGAGGUGCUUGAAGACAUCGCUGAUAGGUUUGUUGAAAGCAUGAAAGUGGUUGCUGAUGACUAUCCGAGGGAAUUGUUUCUCUAA